Molecule: messenger RNA, 1140 nt
Organism: Babjeviella inositovora NRRL Y-12698
Lineage: Eukaryota; Fungi; Ascomycota; Pichiomycetes; Serinales
Gene: FDH3
Product: bifunctional alcohol dehydrogenase/S-(hydroxymethyl)glutathione dehydrogenase
Exons: 2
Coding region: 1-1140 (379 amino acids)
Biological process (GO): formaldehyde catabolic process
Cellular component (GO): cytosol
Molecular function (GO): zinc ion binding; S-(hydroxymethyl)glutathione dehydrogenase [NAD(P)+] activity
Source: RefSeq, a predicted model, not a curated record
AUGUCCACUGUUGGCCAAACUAUCCACUGUAAAGCUGCUGUUGCCUGGGAGGCCGGCAAACCCCUCACCAUUGAAGACAUCGAGGUUUUGCCUCCACGCGCGCACGAGGUCAGAGUCAAGGUGCUCUACACCGGUGUGUGCCACACCGACGCCUACUCCUUGUCAGGUGUCGAUCCAGAGGGUGUCUUCCCAUCGAUUUUAGGGCACGAGGGUGCCGGGAUCGUUGAGAGUAUCGGUGAGGGCGUCACCUCCGUCAAGGUUGGCGACCACGUUGUUGCGCUCUACACCGCUGAGUGCAAGGAGUGCAAGUUCUGCAAGUCCGGCAAGACUAACUUGUGCGGUGCCGUCAGGGCCACCCAGGGUAAAGGGGUGAUGCCAGACGGGACCACACGCUUCAAGUGCAGAGGCCAGGACUUGUUCCAUUUUAUGGGUUGCUCCACCUUUGCGCAGUACACCGUCUUGGCCGAUGUUUCUGUGGUUGCCGUUAACCCAGAGGCUGCCCCAGACAGAACCUGUUUGUUGGGCUGUGGGAUCACCACCGGGUACGGUGCCGCCACCAUUACUGCCAAGAUGGAGGAAGGCGCCAACAUUGCAGUGUUUGGCGCUGGUUGUGUCGGUUUGUCCGUGGUCCAGGGUGCUGUUGAGCGCAAGGCUGGUAAGAUCAUUGUCAUCGACAUCAACAACAAAAAGAGGGAGUGGGCCGAAAAAUUCGGAGCCACCGACUUUGUCAACCCUACUGAGUUGCCAGAGGGCACCACCAUUGUCGACAAGUUGGUUGAGAUGACCGACGGGGGCUGUGAUUUUACCUUUGACUGUACCGGUAAUGUCGGUGUCAUGAGAAAUGCCCUUGAGGCCUGCCACAAGGGUUGGGGUGAGUCUAUCAUCAUCGGGGUUGCCGCUGCCGGUAAGGAAAUUGCCACCAGACCGUUCCAGUUGGUUACUGGCCGUGUCUGGAGAGGCUGUGCGUUCGGUGGUGUCAAGGGUAGAACCCAGUUGCCAGGAUUGGUUGAGGAUUACAUGAGCGGGAAGAUCAGGGUUGACGACUUUAUCACCCACAGACACAAGUUGGAUGGUAUCAACACUGCGUUCGAUGACAUGCAUGCCGGUGACUGUAUCAGAGCCGUUGUCGAAUUGGAAUGA